Messenger RNA from Anneissia japonica, 1710 nucleotides. RefSeq names its product neurocan core protein-like. Gene Ontology annotation, molecular function: hyaluronic acid binding; transmembrane signaling receptor activity. Gene Ontology annotation, biological process: cell adhesion. The transcript has 3 exons. The record is from RefSeq and is a predicted model, not a curated record. Lineage: Eukaryota; Metazoa; Echinodermata; Crinoidea; Comatulida; Comatulidae. Gene Ontology annotation, cellular component: plasma membrane. Bases 47 to 1285 code for a protein of 412 amino acids.
UUACAAGAUAAAAGACGUUAUUCAUUUUCUCCAUACUUGCUAGACCAUGUAUGUGCUUGCUGUCUUGACAUCCGUCUUUUUCUAUUUGGGAGUCAGUAUUACUCUUGCUAACACAGAGCAGUAUGUUAUUCUUAAACAGCAUGUUUUGCUAGGCUGGAGUCAAGAGCUAAAGAUGGUUAAUCGCAUUCAGUGUCUGUUGGCUUGCUCAAGAAAAACUUACUGUUUUUCUGUGAAUUACAACCAUCACGAUAAUAUCUGUCAAAUAAACAAGAAAAUACGAGAGGACGCAAAUGUUGGCGAUUUCUUAGCAAACUCUUCAAACGAUUAUAUGGAAAAGGUGAUCGAUCGUGAUAAUUACAAACAUGGCGUGUAUUUUAUAUCAGGCGAGAAUGAUUAUGAAUCUGCAAUCGAAUCAUGCAAUAAUCAUUUAGGAUCCAUUGCUUCUUACGAGCAGUUAUACAACGCUUUUCAACCAAAUCUAAACAACUGCAGAGAGGGUUGGCUUAUCAGUGGCGAGAUUGCAUUCACAGAAAUAACAGAUGCUUGCACAUUAAAACCACCAGAACAGCGUGGCAAUGUGUUUCCUUGCAAAACAUAUCUGAGUGGGGUUUAUUGUUACAGAGAAUAUAAAGAAUCAGUAGAUAAAUUCGACUAUUUACCAAAAACCCAACGGAUCAUUCGACUGACAGAUAGUAACUCGAAGAAGUUGAUUGCAGAAGAUGGUGAGAUAUGUUGCCGUACUGAAUUCAAUGGUUUGCUUGCAACACCUCUUCACGUUUACAAUAACACAUUGUCACUAGGAGUUAAUCUUUGCGAAACAGGGUGGCUUUCAAGCUGGUUGGCAGGUAAUCCAUGUAAGGGACAUACGCCACCUGACUUCUGGCUUUAUCCAGCAGGUAAUCAUAUUCGUCUACGGAGUCUCAACGAAGAAUUUAACGCAUUUUGUUUUGUCCCACUCUCAAAAGAGAACCUAAAUUACACUGAUCCAUUCCCCAAUCAUCGUGUUGUGAGUGGACGUGGAGAAAGUCGUUACUCUUUGAAUUACUAUAAUGCCGGUGCUUUGUGCACAAACCGCGGCGGUAGAAUGGCAACGAGAGCAGAAUUACAGCACGCCUUGGAUUCAGGAUAUGACUGUUGCCAGGCUGGUUGGGUCAAAAGUGGGGAGGUUAUUUACCCUGUAAUAAUACGUAGAAAUGGAUGUGGCAAUAAAAAUGAAAUAAUCGUUAGCUGGGGUUUAAAAAAUAAGACAACAUAUUCAGGAGACGUUUAUUGUUAUAUGCCAUAACGUAAAAUGCAAAAAAGGGUCAUAAUGUUCGCAGAAAGAAAUCAUUAUAAUUUAAUGAUUAUAAAGCCGGGCUUCAGUUAAUUCGUAGGUAUUUGGAGUAUCUGGCAGUAGCUAGAACCUAGAUCAAAUGAUCUUCUUCAUGCUUUUGUAACAUCAAGGCUAGAUUGUUGUAACUUAUUGCGAUAUCGUUUGCCAGCUAAGGAUAUCUUUCAAAACUUCAGCGAGUUCGGACUGCAGCUACCCGCUUGGUCUCUUUAAGCCCGAUCAUCACGCCUGUGUAAGGCACCUCAUCGGCUUCCUGUAACACACAGUGGCCGACCGUAAGGGUAAAUUGCAGGGUAUGCUAAGUAUUGCCAUUGGAUGUGACCUCGGCUAUGCCUAUUACUAUAUUAUUUAAAAUAUACAAUUUUAAUAGAAAAGAUUAA